AUGGCGUCCUCAGGCGAUCUCCCUUCGGAGAUCCUCCUGGCAUUAUCCAAGUCGGAACCUAUUCUGUCCCAAGAAGCCUUCCCUAAUGCCACCUUCGCAGAGGUCAAGGCAGCUCUCGACAAACUUGCGUCGCGGUCUAUGGUCACCUACAAAACGAUUGAGAAUGACGAAGCAGCCCUCGAGCCCGAGGCAGAGGGCAUUGUCGCCAACGGUAGUCAUGAGGCAAGAGUCUUCGAAGCUUUGCGACAGGCUGUUGAGGGCCUCACUGUCCAGGACCUCGAGAAGACCAUUGGUGACAAAAACGUCACCAAGGUCGGCCAGGGGAAAGCCUUCAAGGAGAAGUGGAUUUCAAAAACUAGCGAUGGCAAGCUCAAGGCCUCUACCGAUUCGAUCAAAGACACGACCAGGGAGCAGCUCAAGGCCAUCAAAGAGACGAAAACGUUCCCCGACGCCAAAAUCCUAACCGAUCUGAAGAAGCGAAAGCUGGUCAAGAUACAGAAAGUCAUCCACUUCAGGAUACAGAAGGGCGACAAGUUUGCAUUGGAAAUCGCCAAGGAGGAGACGGACCUCACGGCGGAGAUGCUACACUCAGGCGCAUGGAAGACUGCAACCUUCAAACCAUACAAUUUCAAGGCACUGGGAGCGGACCAACGCGCAGGAGCUCUGCACCCGCUGAACAAGGUGCGAUCCGAGUUCCGGCAGAUCUUCUUCGACAUGGGCUUCGAGGAGAUGCCGACCAACAAGUUCGUCGAGUCUGGUUUCUGGAACUUCGAUGCGCUGUUCGUGCCACAGCAACAUCCCGCCCGAGAUUUGCAAGAUACCUUCUACAUUUCGGACCCGAAGCAAGCAGAUCUGCCUCGAGCGACGGGCCCAGAUGACAAGGCUGAUUACAAGACGUACGUGGAGAACAUCAGGGCGGUGCACGAGAACGGAAAGUUCGGAUCCAUUGGCUACAGAUACCCUUGGUCAGAGGAGGAGUCGAAGAGGCUGGUUCUGCGGACACACACGACCGCUAUCUCGACAGCUGUGCUGCACAAGCUUGCCCAACAAAAGGGCCCUGCUGGACGGCCACCACCAGCAAAAUGUUUCUCGAUCGACAGAGUCUUCCGGAACGAAUCAGUCGAUGCGACGCACUUGGCAGAGUUCCACCAGGUCGAGGGUGUUGUCGCCGACUACGGACUGACACUGGGAGGUCUGAUGGCGUUCAUGGAGGAUUUCUUCAACAGGAUGGGUAUCACAGACCUGAAGUUCAAGCCUGCGUACAACCCUUACACCGAGCCCAGCAUGGAGAUCUUCAGCUACCACAAGGGUUUGAACAAGAUCGUCGAGAUUGGCAACAGCGGUAUGUUCCGGCCGGAGAUGCUGGAGCCUAUGGGCCUGCCCAAGGACAUGCGGGUGUACGGCUUUGGUCUGAGUUUGGAGAGACCGACCAUGAUCAAGUACGGCAUCUCGAACAUCCGCGAGCUGCUUGGACAUAAGGUGGAUCUGAAUUUCAUCGAGCGGAAUCCGGCUGUUCGUUUCUAG
Messenger RNA from Diaporthe citri, 1524 nucleotides. RefSeq lists its product as uncharacterized. Gene Ontology annotation, molecular function: ATP binding; tRNA binding; phenylalanine-tRNA ligase activity. The transcript has 2 exons. NCBI's taxonomy places the organism in Eukaryota, Fungi, Ascomycota, Sordariomycetes, Diaporthales, Diaporthaceae. Gene Ontology annotation, biological process: phenylalanyl-tRNA aminoacylation. The record is from RefSeq and is a predicted model, not a curated record. The coding region runs from base 1 to 1524 and encodes 507 amino acids. Gene Ontology annotation, cellular component: cytoplasm; phenylalanine-tRNA ligase complex; cytosol.